This is a messenger RNA of Numida meleagris (helmeted guineafowl), 2028 nucleotides long. It is a transcript of the gene MIXL1, whose product is annotated as Mix paired-like homeobox. Gene Ontology annotation, cellular component: nucleus. NCBI's taxonomy places the organism in Eukaryota, Metazoa, Chordata, Aves, Galliformes, Numididae. The transcript is spliced from 2 exons. Bases 1218 to 1844 code for a protein of 208 amino acids. Gene Ontology annotation, molecular function: RNA polymerase II cis-regulatory region sequence-specific DNA binding; DNA-binding transcription factor activity, RNA polymerase II-specific. The record is from RefSeq and is a predicted model, not a curated record. Gene Ontology annotation, biological process: regulation of transcription by RNA polymerase II.
CAGUGGUCUCAGGAAUACAGUUCCAUAUGUCUGCAAACAGUCUCAGAGUGAGGACGAGCUGCAGCUCACUUUCUUGAGCUCUUCCUCUUUGCAGCCUGAGAGCUAUAAACACCAACACUGCCUAAGGACAGCUGUAAAUGAUCAACAAGAGAUUACAGUGAGAUCAACUUAAAGGCAAGGAUGUGUCUAAAAAUACAUAGAUACUGGUGUGUACGCAUUGGGAAAACCUGAAAAACCUCUAAAAGCUUUUGGAGGUUGUAAAGAGCUUUGUCAGAGGAGUCACACAGUAACUAGGAGCAAUUAGAGACAAAUUGAGCAUUCAUUCUAAAGAUUUCCUCUUAGGCAGAAAGAAAAAAAACUCAAAACCUGAGCCUGGUGUGCAUUAAUGGUUGUUGGUAUCAGGGCCUGAUGGAGAAGCUGGGAAUUACAUGGCACUGUCAUCCCAGCAGAAGCUCUGGAGCAAACAGUUAUACACACACAAAAAUGUCCCUGGUCUACAAUUAAUUUCCUUCUUUUUAUCUUCCUAAAGACUUCUAGCCAGCACAGCUGCGGGCAGAUACAGGCACCCUGUGAUGCUCACCCAUGCUGGAGUGAAGCUCUGUGGGAGCUGGUAGGAGGCUGCUGGCAUUACAGGAAGAGCUGGUGGGAGAAGGCCUAUGUUACUGACAGCACCUGAUCAUCGUGUGUGUGCGAAAGCAUGAAUGUACAAACACUUUACCAAUAAAACCCUUUCAGAGCUGACGCUCAGAAUGCCGUCCCUUCAGAGGGAGCAGCAUCUUGCACAGGCAGUCCCGCACAGCUCGCUGAGAGCAGCCUGUAUGUCUCACACCGCGAUGGCGGCCGUGCUGCAGCCAGGAAUGGCUCCUCGCAAUCACACGGGUGGGAAAGGUGGUGGCACUGCCUGGCUCUGCCCGCUGCAAGCUGAGCUCUGGGGCUCUCCAGGUGCAAUUCACCUGCAGCUCACAGAUGUCAGCACGCACCUCACUUGGAGGACACAAACUCCAUAGCAGUGCCGCCCAGACGCGGUACCACACACGACCCAGCGGUGUGCCCUGGUCCUGCCUAAGGGACCAACCCGUGGCACUGACGGAGCUGCAGACCCCGUUCCACGCCGGACCCCCCGGGCCGGGGCCGCCUCCCUUCGGCACCCCCGCCCCCGCCGGUCCCCUCCCGGCUAUAAAGCCCCGCGGGCGGCCGGACCCUCCUGGCCCGCCGCCAUGGCCGCGCUGCGCUUCGGGCAGCCCCCGGCGGAGCUGCCCGCGGUGCCGCCCUCCUGCCCACCGGGGCGGUGGUUGUGCGGGACGGCCGGGGGCAGCGGGGGAGGGCCCGGCGCGGCCUCGGCGCCCCUCGCGGCGCUGCCCCCGGCGGCGGAGGGGGCUCCGUCGGCACAACGUCGGAAACGAACGAGCUUCACGGCGGCGCAGCUGGAGACGCUGGAGCUGGUGUUCCAGGACACCAUGUACCCCGACAUCUACCUGCGGGAGCGGCUGGCCGACGCCACCCAGAUCCCAGAGUCCCGCAUCCAGGUCUGGUUCCAGAACCGCCGCGCCAAGUCCCGCCGGCAGCGGGGGCCGCCCCGGCCGGGUCCCCCCGCCCCGCCGCCGCCCCAGCGCCCGCCGCGCGGCUCGGCCCCGCUGCUCCGCGCCCGGGAGGAGAGCCGCGAGUGGCCGCCCCGCGCCGCCGGCCCGCCCGGCCCCGGGCUGCGCCCGCACGGGGGGAGCGGGGGAGCCCCGGCCGGGCCCUACCCGCCCCGCCCCGCGUUCCCCUUCCCGGCCGGCGGCGGCUUGUCGGAGCCGGGAAUGGAGUGGGAGGAGAACGCCCUCGGCGCCUUCCGAGCCCUCUGACCGCGGCUCGGCCCUGCCCUGCCCGGGCCUUUUGCACUUUAUCCCGGAGGGACUGCGCCUAUUUAUGGACGGGAGAUGGGGGCUGCUGCGCCGGCUGCCGACACCGUGUUACAUUGUUUACAGCUUCUAUUUAACCUUCUUUAGUCACCAAGCCGACCGAAUGCACUGCUCUAGGGAGGGACGU